AUGACGGGAAUACGGGAAUCUGGUGUGGUACAAAAUGAUCAGGGCCAGUGGUAUACCUGGGUAACCAACCAACCAACCAACCACGAAAAGAAGGAUGUGGUUCCCGGCAGCAGUGCACUUGGUACGCUAGAGAAUGAGCACCACCCACCCCUGAUCCUAGCAUUCAGCGCGGGUAGUUGA
This is a messenger RNA of Colletotrichum graminicola M1.001, 180 nucleotides long. RefSeq lists its product as uncharacterized. Lineage: Eukaryota; Fungi; Ascomycota; Sordariomycetes; Glomerellales; Glomerellaceae. Bases 1 to 180 code for a protein of 59 amino acids. The record is from RefSeq and is a predicted model, not a curated record. The transcript has a single exon.